This is a messenger RNA of Aphanomyces astaci, 4748 nucleotides long. RefSeq lists its product as hypothetical. The record is from RefSeq and is a predicted model, not a curated record. NCBI's taxonomy places the organism in Eukaryota, Oomycota, Saprolegniomycetes, Saprolegniales, Verrucalvaceae. Gene Ontology annotation, biological process: regulation of ARF protein signal transduction. The coding region runs from base 1036 to 4653 and encodes 1205 amino acids. Gene Ontology annotation, molecular function: guanyl-nucleotide exchange factor activity. The transcript has 9 exons.
CUCAUUGUAUUAUCAUUGUCGGCAGUUACAUGAUCCCCAUCGUUGUUUGUUCUCCGACUUUGACGUGGCUGUUACAGGGCAGGUCCAAAUUUAACUUGACAAUGUCCGAGCGCAUGCUGGAUCGGCUGCAUGUUGCGACGACGGACGGUGGACACGACCGCUCCACGUCGUCCUUCUCGGUUGCGUCCCCCACGUCGAGCAAUACCCACCCCCUGGAGCGCACAUCGUCGUCCCAUCUGUCGUCUGGCCCGCCAUCGCCGACGCGUUUUGCUCCCGUGAACUGCGAAGUGCACAUGCUCGUCCCCACGAGUCCCGUCGAGGAACCAUUCGCCGAACACAUUCGCGUCCUGUUGAAGGAGACCGAUGCGGACCCGUCGGCGUUUCAACACUUGCGCGACAUCUACCUCCAGACGCUCCAACCGAGCACGGACACCGCGUCGCCGCUCCUCAAGCAGCUCCAUUGCAUGCCGGCGACGUCGUCUGCGAUCGCCAAUGCCGUCCAAGCGUCCGAAGAAAGCAGUGUGAUCCUUGGCGGAGGGACAACGGUGUCGCUGUUGAAAAGCCCCAUGGCGCAAAAGAUGAAGUCCAACUACCAUCAGUGGAAGUCGACGUUUCUCAAAACCAAAGACAGCGACGAGGACGGGAAUGCCGACGAUGACGACGCGCCGCCGACGCCGCUCCCCAUCACGGACCUCGUCGUCGUCUUCAGCGGCGACGUCACCCCCGAGGACUUUGAAAAGAUUGAAAAGUCUCCCAGUGGCAUCAAAGCCGACCUGAACCGCGGGCGGCGAGGCCAGUUCGUGUACCUGUGCCAAAAGCGAGAGAUUCCGUCUUCGUAUGGCUACAAGCGCCCCCCCAUCAGCGACAUCAUCUUGAUCUACCCCGAGCGGGGGGAGUGUCCGCCACCGAAUUACGAGUUUGUCCAACGCCGCGGCGUCGCGGCCAACUUGAACUCGGUACACGGGGCCGCUUUAGACGGUUGACUUCCAUAGGAAACCAAACGACAUGUAGGGCGUGAGUGGCGAGAAGCUGUACAUGUGCUACAAGCGGUCGGCGUCGUCGUCGAUCACGGACAUCGCGGUGGUGUUUCCCAAGAAAGGUGACAAGGUCCCGUACGGGUACAUGAAGAUCGACAAGACGCCAAACGGUCACUCCGUCGACGUCCACACCAACAUGGAAGUGUCCAUUUGCUACCGCAAACACAUUGGGUUGGUCGAGUACUUGAAGCCAUUGUGGUGGCAUGCCACGCUGGCCAAGCCGCAGACGUCGCAAAAGGGCAGCACCCGCCACAACGCCGCCACCUUUGUCGACGACGAACGCCAAUCGGUCGAGACUUCUCUGGACGACGACCCCACAAGUCCUCGUCAUCCGACGCUGCUGUCCAAGCAAGACUCUUGCAGCGACGACGACUUGUCCCUUUUGAUCAAGUUUGUGUACCCGCUUUUGGUGUCGUGCCACAUGCGACAGGGCACGAUCGCCGUGCAGGCCAUCGCUAGGCUCGAGACAAUCCUCGACUCGAACGUGAUGAAGAGCCACGUGAUGAGAAACGACGCGUACCUGCUCACGGCGCUCGUGGAGACCAUCAACACGUCGUGCCAGCAAGGCAUGCGCGACCGCGUGCCGAUUGUCAUGUCGCUCUUGGCCAAGGUGAUCAAGCAGUACGCGCACGAGUUUUCGUCGGUGAUUCUGCACGAAGUGACAAAAGCGCUGUUGUUUGCGAAUGAUUUUGAUGACGGCGUGGCGCGGGCGGCGCUGGAAGACCUGAUCCACUCGGUCAUGCGUCGUGUGGACGUGGACAAGGAUGUGGCCCAAGCCAACUUGGCCAAGCUGUUUGCGUCGAAUCCCUCCUUCGGACAAGACAACUAUGGCCCCCUCGCGAACAUCGUGUACGGCGUGGCCAGCGAAGCCGUGACAGCCGUGGAAAUCGCGCGCAUGAACGAAAAUGCACUCAACAUCAUCAAGGGCCAUUCGUCCAUCUAUUCUGCAGGGUUUUGCCACGAGAUCCAGCAAUGUAUUAAAGGAUUGCUGCAAACCACGGCUGAGUGCAAUGCGUACCAGCUGAUUGCGACCUUGAGCAAGUACGCGACCAAGCGCAACUGUUCGACUGUGGAUCAAGCGUACGAGAAGGACUGCGCGUCCAUCAAGAACACGUUGCACAUGCUGGACGUGGCGCUGCUGAGCGGCCCGCCGACGUUCAAGGACCACCCGAUCUUUGGGCAGCAGAUCCGGCGGUUCGUGUGCAGCGUCGUGAAUUCGGCGUGCGUGAUGUGGUCCGAGGCUGUCCUUUGCGGCGCGCUGAGUCUGGUGACGACGCUGUGGAACCAAUACCGGCGCCACUUGAAGGUGGAGCUGGCGCUGCUGUUUGAAAACGUGUUUCUGCGCAUCUUGCGGAGCCCGGGGCCGACGGCCAUGACGUUUCAGUCGCUGGUGCUCCAUGAGCUCAGGCCGUGGUUCCAGCUCCCGCACAACGUGGUCGAGAUCUUCCUCAACUUUGACAUGGACCGCCAGUUUGUCCAGCAGUGGAAAGUGUUUGAGCAGUUCUGCGCCGCGUUGUGCAGCAUCGCCGAGACGAGCUGCGUGAAUGGCGGCGGUGCGUCGAGUGCCGCCGACGACGACGAAGCCUCGUGUUCGUCUGCCGUGGACAUUGGGGAGCAAUCCCUGACGACUAUCUUGGCCAUUUUGAGGAGUCUCAUGGACGCCAGUGGGCAUGCGCAUUUGAUUCUUCGCAACGACCGGACGCGGAUUCUGUCGAUGGAAAAGGGAGGGUGGGAACUCGACGCGUUUAGCAGCAGCCCCACGAGUCCCGUGGGCAGCAGCACCAGCACCACCACCACCAGCGGCGGCUUGCAGUACGACCAGGCGGCCACGUCAUCGAGUGAAGGUCUCCUUUCCCACCCCGACGAUCACGACGUGACGAGUGUAAAUUCAAAGCUCGGGUCGAUCUACGGCACCGUUCGCGAGCGCAACGAGGUGCAAAAGAAGAGCCAGCAGCUGCUCAAACGCGGGAUGGAGAUCGCCGAGACCAAGAGCUUCAAGAAAGCGCUCGAGUACCUCGUGGCCAUGGGGCUGAUCAAGGAGUCUCCGCGGGACAUUACGUCGUUCCUGCGCAUCUACCACACGUUCUUUGACGAAGGCGACAUUGGCGACUACUUGGGCGAAGGCGACGAAGAGUUCAAACUGCACAUUCGACUCACGUAUGCGCGCGCGAUUUCAUUCACGGGAAUGACGUUGGUGGAGGCGCUGCGGCACUACUUGACCCACGGCGGAUUCAAACUGCCGGGGGAAGCGCAAAAGAUCGCGCGGAUGGUGGAGGCGUUUGCGCAGUGCUACUUUGAGGACUUGGCGGGCGCGACGUCGUUUUCGAGCUCGGACACGAUCAUGAUCUUGGCGUAUUCGAUCAUCAUGCUUAACACGGACCUGCACAACCCCCAAGUGAAGAAGAACAAGAUGUCCAAGGACCAGUUUGUCAAGAACAACCGCGGGAUUGACAACGGCAACGACGUGCCCAAGGCGAUCCUCGAGGACAUUUAUGACGACAUUUUGGUCAACCCGAUCCAGUUGAAGGGGCUCGCGUACACGUUGCCAAGCAACAAGCAAGAACAUGGGAGCCACGCAGACACUGCCGACUGCGAAAAGUUCCGCAUGGGGCUGUCCAAGUCUGUGACACAGUCGGAGGACUUGAUGAAGGACCUCGCGCGAUCCAAGUUUACGUUCAACUUCUUCGGUGUCGACGCAAGCAUCAGCCCCGACCUGGUCAAGAUCCUCUUUGAGCGCGUGUGGUUUCACUUCCUCGCGCUCUCCACGACCAUCCUGAGCAACAACCAGAGCGACUUGAGCUUGGUGCUGCAGUGUCUCGACAUGCUGCGAUACUGUAUUUCGAUCUGCGUAUUUUUGGAAAUGCACGUGGAGCGCCAAGCGUUCUCGAACCAGCUCACCAAGCUCCAAACGUCCGACUCGUUCGGGAAGGAGCCGGCUACGGAACCAGCGGCGACGGACGACAAGCAGACUGGUUGUCAUCAGCUAGAGUGGCUGACAGGGUACAAGACGUCGGACGCAGACCCGUGGGGCGUCAUUGGAGAUAUCCACGUGUACGUCAACAAGCUAAAGGAUUCGAUCCAGAAGCGCCAGACAGUUGAAACCCUCAAGAGCGUCACCAAGCGAAUCAACCGAUCGCAUGUGUACCUGCAUGACUCGACGCAGUUUAUCAAAGAAGGCGACUUGACCAAGAAGUGCCGCACGGGCCGCCACCGCCUCUAUCGGUUCUUCCUCUUUAACGACCAGCUGCUGUACGCCGACAAGGGCAGCAUCUCGGGCAACUUUAACGCCCACCAGUCGCUGCGCCUGCGCCUCACGCGGCUCGCGGACAUCCCCGACAGCCUGCUCGUACGUCAUGCGUUCCAGAUCCUGAACCCCGUCAAGACAUUCACGGUCAUUGCCGAGUCCGCGUCCAUGAAGGCCGAGUGGAUGCGUGAGAUUGAAGAAGCCAUCAUGGAAGCCAACAAGAAGACCAACAUCAACCUGCGCCGAUUGUCCACGGUCCGCGGCCAGAAGCGCGAGAACAACGCGGCCAUCAUUGCCGAAGCCAAAGCCACCGCGAAGGAAAAAGCGGACGAGACGACGCCAACGAUGUGGUUGUGUCAACUCGAAGUCUAGGAGAACGAGUAGGAACGUGAAAGGAGUAAGCACAACAAACAUGUAUACGUGGAUAAUAUAUCGAAUGUUGCAUCAUAGCAUGCAUUCACGGCCGA